AUGCAGGCUCGGAACAAUCUUGGAAUGGUCUUGAAGCGGGUCCCUCGCGUGGCGGAAGCAAGCAUCCUUCCAAUAUGUUCGGGUUGUGGGAUGUUCGUCCGCUCGUUUAACUAUUCGCCUAUUCGCCUGUGCUUUGAAUUUGUGUGGAACAAGCUCAAUUUUACCGAGGAUUUCGUCCCACUAGCGAGCAUCACGAUUAACAUCAUAUUCUGGCUGGAUCAAACUGCAAAAGACGAGGGUCCGGAACCGCCCUGCGAGGAAUGCGACUCUGUCCCCGCAGCUGCGUUGGCCUUCCUAUGGAAUCACGGGGAAGUUUGGAAGUGGAGCGCGCUUGGCGAUGACCAGGAGCGGGCGCUAAGCCUAAAGCACAGGUCCAUCGGGCCGCCUUAG
Coccidioides immitis RS is the source of this 390-nucleotide messenger RNA. RefSeq lists its product as uncharacterized. The coding region runs from base 1 to 390 and encodes 129 amino acids. The record is from RefSeq and is a predicted model, not a curated record. The transcript has a single exon. NCBI's taxonomy places the organism in Eukaryota, Fungi, Ascomycota, Eurotiomycetes, Onygenales, Onygenaceae.